GGAAGGCGGAAAGCUUCAGCAGAGCCGCAAAACUCGCGCCCCACGGGUCCGCCCUGGAUCUUCGAUUGUCCGCCGAAGCUCAGACGACAGCAACCUAUCUCUCUCUCCCUCUCUCCAUCGCUCACAUCAUCGCAAAGAUGGGUAAGCAGACUAGCACGAUCGGAAUCCCGAUCAAGCUUCUUAACGAAGCGCAGGGCCAUGUUGUCACCCUCGAGAUCACGUCCGGCCAGGUUUACAGAGGAAAGCUCCUUGAAGCUGAGGACAACAUGAACGUUCAGCUCAAGGAUAUCACCGUUACAGCGCGCGAUGGUCGUGUGUCACAUCUGGACCAGGUCUACAUUCGGGGAAGCCAUGUGCGAUUCUUCAUCGUGCCGGAUAUGCUGAGAAACGCCCCCAUGUUCCGUUCCCGAGGCCAGCGUGGACGUGGUGUCGGUCUCGCUCGUGGUAAGGCCACAGUCAACAGAGCCAGAGGCCAAAGGAGAGGAUAGAUGCGUAUUUUCAUUUGGGGACUCAUUCAAAAAAAAAAAGGAAAAAAGGAACAUCAGUACAUGUUCAUCCCGGCGCUGGGGAGAUAUGUGGCAUUAUUUUCAUGCGUAUCCCCUUUUCACCUUCACCUUAUAUCCGCGCCAGUUGUUUCGACGGGAUAUCUCUCGAUCUGUUUCCAGGUCUGAGAUCUGAGAUCUAUACGGGCAUCAACCAGGGCACAACUUCAGUUCUUCACUGCCCGGUCAGCCUGUUCGGACUGGGUCAGGAAGGUGGAAAGCAUGUCGGAUACUUUUAAUGGCUUGAAAUUUAUGGCGACUUUUGAGAUUGCUUUUUUCUAGAAGGCCACAGAGAGCUACAAUGAAAAAUGACCUAGUCCGAAAUUUCUUUU
Messenger RNA from Paecilomyces variotii, 874 nucleotides. Its product is annotated as putative small nuclear ribonucleo protein SmD3. Gene Ontology annotation, molecular function: RNA binding. The record is from RefSeq and is a predicted model, not a curated record. The transcript is spliced from 4 exons. Gene Ontology annotation, cellular component: U5 snRNP; U12-type spliceosomal complex; U2 snRNP. The coding region runs from base 138 to 488 and encodes 116 amino acids. Gene Ontology annotation, biological process: RNA processing; spliceosomal snRNP assembly. NCBI's taxonomy places the organism in Eukaryota, Fungi, Ascomycota, Eurotiomycetes, Eurotiales, Thermoascaceae.